CAUACCUCUAUAGAUAUAAUGAGUGAUACCAUUACAUAUAGUAAGUAAUCAAAAACUGAUUGCUUUUUCUAUUUGAAAUAAAGGGGAAAAUAUACCUAUUAUCCAAAAAUCAAACAAAGCAAGACAAUAAUGUGAUGGGAAAUUUUUUAACCUACAGAGAAAAUUAUGAAGAUUACCAAAUAUAGCACUGAGGGAUUGUCAUAUACUUAAGAAGGAGGAUUCACAAUAAUGGAGACCAGGUAUGUUUUUAAAAUAAUCUCUUUGGCAAGGAAGACAAUAUGAUGUAAUGUAGAAGAAGGAAUCAUCAGAUUCAGGAAGGUCUGAUUCAAGUCUUGCCUUUGACAUAUUGAUGUCAAAGUGUGCCCACAUAAGUGUGAGCAAAUCAUUUAAUCUCCCAGUGCUAUUUUGCAAUGCUUAACAGCUAUAAAUUGCAGAGAAGGUACUAAUCUUCAUUAAAGAAAAAUUAUAGAAGUUAUUUGUUGGAAAUUCAAUAUUUGUGUGAAAAAAACUACUACUAAUGUAUUAUUUUGAUCAAAAUAAGAUGCCUAAAAGUACAUUAAAAUAAGGUUGCUCAAAGGAUUCCAUACUCAUACAUUUCAAAAAUGUACAAAACACUGGAUAAUAGCUUUCUUUAAAACACUUUGCCUAAAUGAUCUUUUUGUCUCUGUCACAGAAGUAUGAUAAACAAUCAGACAGUGGUUAAAGAAUUCAUUCUGAUGGGAUUUCCUGUUGGCCCCGACAUGCGAAUGUUUCUCCUUGGACUCUUCUCUCUGCUAUAUGCCUUCACCCUAAUGGGGAAUGGAGUAAUCUUAGGACUCAUCUCUCUGGAGGCCAGACUCCACACCCCCAUGUAUUUUUUCCUCUCACACUUGGCAAUAGUUGACAUUUCAUAUGCCUGUAACACUGUGCCUCAGAUGCUAGCAAACCUGCUGGACCCAGUCAAACCCAUCUCAUAUCCUGGGUGCCUAACUCAGACAUUUCUCUUUUUGACUUUUGCCCUCACAGAAUGUCUUCUCUUGGUAGUAAUGUCUUAUGAUCGCUAUGUGGCAAUCUGCCACCCCCUCAGAUAUACUGUCAUCAUGAAUUGGAGAAUGUGUAUCUCUCUAGCACUCACCUCUUGGGCCCUUGGGUUCCUUCUGGCCUUGGCCCACCUAAUUUUAUUGCUGCCAUUGCCUUUCUGUGGUCCCCAGAAAAUCAAUCACUUUUUUUGUGAAAUCUUAGCUAUUCUCAAACUUGCUUGUGCUGACACUCAUAUCAAUGAGAUCUUGGUCUUGGCUGGGGCUGCUUCUGUGUUGGUGGGACCCCUUUCCUCAAUUGUAAUCUCCUACAUGCGAAUCCUCUGUGCAGUCUUGCGUAUCCAGUCAAGGGAAGGCAGACAGAAAGCUUUUUCUACAUGCUCCUCCCAUCUCUGUGUAGUAGGACUCUUCUAUGGCACUGCCAUCAUUAUGUACAUUGGACCCAAGCAUGGGAACCCCAAGGAGCAAAAGAAAUAUCUUCUUCUGUUCCAUAGCCUAUUUAACCCAAUGCUGAAUCCCCUUAUUUACAGUCUAAGGAACCAUGAAGUAAACGGUGCCCUAAAGAGAGUUCUAGGGAAAGGAAGACCAUUCUAAAAGGUUUAACAAUUAGAAUUCAAUAAUUAUGAU
This is a messenger RNA of Sarcophilus harrisii (Tasmanian devil), 1643 nucleotides long. RefSeq names its product olfactory receptor 13-like. The coding region runs from base 678 to 1610 and encodes 310 amino acids. Gene Ontology annotation, biological process: G protein-coupled receptor signaling pathway. The record is from RefSeq and is a predicted model, not a curated record. NCBI's taxonomy places the organism in Eukaryota, Metazoa, Chordata, Mammalia, Dasyuromorphia, Dasyuridae. Gene Ontology annotation, cellular component: membrane. The transcript has a single exon. Gene Ontology annotation, molecular function: G protein-coupled receptor activity; olfactory receptor activity.